Molecule: messenger RNA, 663 nt
Organism: Suillus subaureus
Lineage: Eukaryota; Fungi; Basidiomycota; Agaricomycetes; Boletales; Suillaceae
Exons: 2
Coding region: 1-663 (220 amino acids)
Source: RefSeq, a predicted model, not a curated record
AUGGAUCGUCAGCUUGAUCUGCAGCGCAGACAACAGAAUGGAAACUCUUCAGCUUCAGCCUCAGCUUCUGCGUCUAUUUCCGGCUCGGCAUCCCUCGUAAACGGGAGUACCCCAUUGCCAACAGUCCCAACAGGAGCUCAACCUGGAAUAAUCACUAUAACCAUGCCUCCCAUCCAAUCCAACUCCUACUACAAAAUUGCCCCCAGCGAAUAUGUUACGUUUGGGUGGAACUUUUCGAGCAUCAUUGUGACACCCACCGCCCUCACUGUUGCAGCAGUAGGCGCAAACGGAAACACAUAUCCCAUAGGCCCCACCGAUGGUGUCAUUCCCGGGACCGCUCAGAGCGUGGUGUGGUAUCCAUAUGGCUACCAGACUGCAAACCCUAGCCUUCCACUGGCUCAGGAAAGCUACACGCUUCAUAUUUGGGCCCAGGGUGGCCCUAGCGCAUUCCCCUCUCCUGGUUACCUGGAGCCAAACAGCGAGCUUGUGUUCGCUAUGUAUACGCCACAGGCAUACACACCUUUGGCUAGUGGGUGGCAAUGUGCCGGAUGCUCAGGAGCGUUGCCCCAGCUUAAAAUAAACUCUGCUCUCCCCGGUGUUGUUGCGAUGAUUAUUAUAAUGCUGCUCUCUGGGUUCACCACCCUUCGCCGCGUUUGGGACUGA